CAAAACAAUAUUAAUCUGGAGCAGUCGAGUCGCUAACCAAGCCCGCUGGCUUUUGUGUAUUUUUAAGACAAUUUCACGUCUUUCCCUGGCCUUGUCGCAAUGGGGUGGUUCUGGGGCAACUCCUCUGGCGAUGAUGAUCCUACGAAGAAAUUAGACCCCGGGCUCCGAGAAUACUUGGAGAAAGAGACUCCAUCAAGAUAUAUACCGACUACGGAUGUGCCAUCCUCCGAGCCUCCCUCGAGAGAGACGCCGACCUCUCCGGACAAUGCCACUUCUGAGAGCAAGGCGACUGUUCCCUCCGCUUCCCUAUUCCCUGACGGCCGAUACGCCCACCUCUGGAAAACAUAUCAGCCCAUGAGUGAGCUUGAGGGACCAGAGGUAUCACCAGCUGAGAAGGUCGUUGAUCAAUUCAAGAAGAGAAAAGACGUUUUAAACCGAGCGGCGUUAGAAAAUUGCGCAGAGGAACACAUUGCGCUUACAAAUUGCUUUAAAGAUGGAGACGUACAGCAAAGGAUGUGGGCUAGGAUGACUAUGUGCUCAAAACAGAACAAAGAAUUCUCAAGAUGUUAUACGAUGCAAGCGAAAUUCCUACAGGCUCUCGGCUACGGUUCGAAUUUUGACUGGGAUCGAGAAAACGAGGAGAAGAUUCAAAUGCAUGCAGACAAGCUUUACCACCAGAUGUUGGACUACGAGGCUCGAGUGGAAGAAGCAAAGGCUGCUGGUGUCGAGCCCCCUCCUCUGAGGUCCUUGUUCAAUCCAGAUGCGGCACCAAUACCCGCGGAAUCUGGGGAUAACACGAACGAGCCCGCUAUGGUCCCUGGUGGACUCCAGAUACCGGCUGGCAUGAAGCCCUCAAAGCCUCUAAAAGACCUGACUCCUCACGAGCGAGAGUUAGAGGUUAUGGCGCUCAAACAACAAGUUGUACAGCGGGAUCGAUAUGUGAAGGAGGUUUCACCAUUGGUCAAGGCUGACGAGGAGGCGAAAGCGAAGCGACGUGCCAAGUUUACCAGCUGGUUCGGCGAAACUAUCGGGAGAUGGCUGGCAUAA
Molecule: messenger RNA, 1047 nt
Organism: Coccidioides posadasii C735 delta SOWgp
Lineage: Eukaryota; Fungi; Ascomycota; Eurotiomycetes; Onygenales; Onygenaceae
Source: RefSeq, a predicted model, not a curated record